Staurois parvus is the source of this 383-nucleotide messenger RNA. Lineage: Eukaryota; Metazoa; Chordata; Amphibia; Anura; Ranidae. The record is from the annotation of a GenBank genome assembly.
UGGCGAUCAGUGUGGAUCAAUGUUCAGUGGAAAGAGCCAAUGACGUCAGCUCUGUCAUGUGAUCAGCUGUGUCCAAUCACAGCUCAUCGCAUGGCACUGAUGAUCAGUGCCCUGAUGAUCAGUGCAGCCCCAUCAGUGCCACCUGUCAGUGCCCAUCAAUGCCAGCUGUCAGUGCCCAUCAAUGCUACCUGCCAGUGCCCAUCAGUGCCACAUCAAUGCCAUAUAUCAGUGCCUACCAGUGCACAUCAAUGCCACAAAUGAGUGCCCAUCUGAUCUGCCUUUCAGUGCCAACUAUCACUGCCAGUCAGUGCCACCUAUCAGUGCUAGUCAGUACCACCUACCAAUGCUGCAAAUCAGUGCCACCUAUCAGUGCCACCUAUCAG